Molecule: messenger RNA, 1101 nt
Organism: Auxenochlorella protothecoides
Lineage: Eukaryota; Viridiplantae; Chlorophyta; Trebouxiophyceae; Chlorellales; Chlorellaceae
Product: Transcription initiation factor TFIID subunit 8
Exons: 6
Coding region: 1-1101 (366 amino acids)
Cellular component (GO): transcription factor TFIID complex
Molecular function (GO): protein heterodimerization activity
Source: RefSeq, a predicted model, not a curated record
AUGUCGGACCAAUACGCCCUUGCCGUUGCCCGCAUCGUCGUGGCCAAGCUGGCAGAUGGAUCUGGGUUCGAUGCCCUCCAGACCUCCUCAGCAUCCAUCCUGUCGGAGCUGCUGGUGCGGUACAUGGAGGAGGUGGGGGUCAGCUCUCAUGCCUACACAGAGCUGGCUGGCCGCACCGAGCCCAGCGCCAUGGACGUUCUCUUUGCCCUGAACGACAUGGGGGUCUCCGUCACCGAGCUCAAGGAGUUCAAGCAGUCUCAGCCCAAGGGUUCUGCCUUCCCUGCCCCCAUCAUCCCCUUCCCGGCCCCGCCCGCCCACAUCCCCGACUUCCUCCCCGCCUUCCCGGACCGGCACACGUACUGCGAGACGCACGAGCUCCCCCUGCCCGACGCGGACCCCGCGGCGCGCCAUCUGGCAGGCAUGGAGGCGCAGCAGGCGGCCGAGCAGGCGCUGGUGAAGCUGCACGCGCGCGCCGCGCCGCAGGACCCCGUGCUGGCAUCGGCGCUGCCGUCCAAAGAGGAGGGGCCUGCUGCGGCGGCGGAGGGCGGCGCACGUGCGCACCCCGACCCCGCCGUGCCAGAGCUGGACCCCUGGUCCGCCCCGCCGCUGCCGGACGACGUCGGGCCGCCCACGCCACCCUUUCCUGGCGGCACACCGGCCGAGGAAGGGGCGACGGUGGAGGAUGCGGCGGACGCGGACAUGCCGGACGCCAAGCCGGAGCCAUUGCGAGACCCGGAGGUGGCGGCCGCGCUGGGCGCCACGCUGGCCCCCGCCUUCCAGCCCUGGGACUGGCAGGCGCGGCUGUUGGCCCUGGCCACCCAGGCACAGAGCCAAGCGCCGGAGGAGGACGCAUUUGCCGCGACGGCGCCCGGCGCCAUGCUGUCCACCAAGCACGGGCGCCACGCCAAGCGCUCGGCGCGCGCGCUGGAGGCGAGCUACGUGCCCGCGGACCCCACCCGGCAGCGGGUGGAGGAGAUCAUCGCGGUGUCGGGGCUCGCGGGGGGUCCAAAGCGGGGCUGGCAGACGGGCACGCAGGGAGGUUGGGUUUGGCGGGCCGCAGCGCAAAACACACGUCGCUCGGCGGGUGGCCCCUCCCUCUGA